Macrobrachium nipponense is the source of this 2664-nucleotide messenger RNA. RefSeq lists its product as uncharacterized. The record is from RefSeq and is a predicted model, not a curated record. The coding region runs from base 224 to 2341 and encodes 705 amino acids. The transcript has 18 exons. NCBI's taxonomy places the organism in Eukaryota, Metazoa, Arthropoda, Malacostraca, Decapoda, Palaemonidae.
GUUCAUAAAGGAUGCUGUGUCAGCUACACGUUAUCGAGUUAGCAAUCACCAGCGAAGCAGCCAAGCCAUAUGUUCUUGCUGCAUCAGGGCAAAGCUAGAUGAUGAAUUAUAUUGGCCAGGAAAGAUAAAGUAUGGUGCCUACAUAUUUAAGAAUGGGCGUGAUCAACAGCUUGUUUAUGUUUUUGGAAAGAGGAAAUCUCUUUGGGUGGCAAAGAGUAAUAUCAUGCCUUAUUUGAAGUACAAAACCCUCUUCAAGAGAGUUAACGCCAUGACGCAGUUGCUGAAGUUCAGCGGUAGAGACGAAGGGAAACAUGUAACUGCGAUGUGUGAUGUUGAAGAUUAUAUAGCAAACCAUGGUAACUUAGAAGAAUGUUUAGAAAGACCUACUUUUGUUAGUGAGUCUGCCUCUUACAUGGUAACGACAUUAGGUUGCGGUCAUCCGGUCCUCCAAGAAACCAGCGAGGCCAGUCCUGACGGUGGGGCCGAAGUUAUUCCAAGACAUCGGGUCCCAUCAGGAGCCAGAGCUCAAAACCCAUCAUACAAGCAGGAAGAUUCAAGCAAGAAAAAAUGCAAACGGUUGAAGCUUAGAGAUUGCUCCGUGAUCAUGGAAGACAUAUUCUCUAGUUCUCCGAGAAAUUACGCAAGGCUUUUUUCGAUGCUAACGCUAAAUAGAUCAGUGUUUCCCACCAUUCCCAAUCACUCAGAUGUGUAUAAUGUCAUGAGUUCCAUCAUGCUAUCUGGAGGUUGCUGCUCACAACCAAAUGUACCUGAAAGACAAGUGCCCGUGAUGCCACAAAGUUUUGAGUAUGAGACGUUCAGUUCUCAGUCGGCUCCAAUUCCAUGGUCACAUGAAUUGCAGACUCCCAAAGUAGAAGACUCAAAUCACAGUUUAAUGUUGCAAGACUCUCCGAUAUUGCCGUCAUUGAGCUCUCACACUUCGGUACCCUGCAACUGUCCAAUGCAUCAGUUGAUUCAAGGUUCUGAGGCUCCAAACAUACUGAGUUCUGAGACACUUAUGCCACAGGCCUCACAGACUCUCAGAUGGGAGAGAUUUGAAAGUCCAAGGUUACGAGAUUCAGAGACUCUCACAUUACUAAGCUCUCAAACUCCUGAGAUACUUAACAACUUGAGCCCUCCAGCUAUUCAGUUGCCAGAGACUCAGAGUGUUACAUCACAAGAUUCUCAGACUCCUGUGGUACAAGCUAGGUCUUCAGAUUCGCCAGCGUACAAGUUACGUCAAUGCUCUGUCGUUCUGAAUGAUGUUAUGAAGGCUAAGACUAAGAACGUUCAGUUGCUUCAGAAGAGUAACCAACAUCCCAACUUGAAGAGAUCCCGUUCAGAAAAAACCAAAGACUGCAGUGAAAAAGAGAACAUUCUUAGUACAAUGAAGAGCUUGUUUAAUGCAUCAGAAGUACCGGUGACCAUUGCACACGAUGUGCGCCAGAGAAUUCAGAAUGCCAGCGAUAAGCGCAAGAGACUUCUGAAUGCCAGCGAUGUGCACAAGAGACUGAAGACUGCCAAUGCCAGUCGUUACAAGAAGAAAAAGGGGCGUAAUUGGAGGAGAAGGAUGACUCGUGCCACAUCGUACAACCCAGUGUUCACGUCUGUUUCCCCAGACAUUUCACAGGCUUUUGACGAUAGUACAGUUUUACCUGGUCUGGAAAUGAGGAGGAAUGACAAGAGUGCAUCAGAGACUGACGAGAAUGGUUUGCAAGAUAAAAACUGUAAGACUGAAUAUUCCUGCUCUGUAAAUGAUAAAAGAGCAGAAGAGACGACCCUUCAGCAAGGCCCCUUAAACCAUAACUCCGUGGAGCAAAGGGAAUCAAAAUGUCUCUCACCUUUUGUAGCUUUAAACCCUGAAUUUAUAAAGAGUGAGGAUCCUGAAGAUGAGUCAGAGAAUAAACAGGCAGAUGAAAGCACAGCAAGAAGCAUGCAGCAGAAUAGUCACUUGCUGGAUGCAGAGUGCGAGAACAGAUUAUGUAAGCUUGAACAGCUCACAGACAGUAGCCUCACGGAAGCUCUCUUUUCCACCAACUUGAUUGAGCAAGACGGCCAGGUCCCAUCCUUAUCCCUGGAACCUCAUUUCUUGCAGUUGGAUCCGUCUCCAAAUAACUUAAGUGAAAGUCAGGGAAAAAGUGAAAAUGAUGACACCUUAGAUCUAGAUGGUGUGGUUGUUGUCAAGAACGAGAAGGAAUGUCACAUGGUCUUGGGCGAAGAGAAUGAUGAGAACAACGCCAUAGGGUAUCCCAUAACGAAUGGUGGUUCUAAUCACAUCAGCUGUGACAAGACAAAGAAUGUGCUUGAUUUCAUGAGAGCAAGAUUUUGUGGCAGUUUAGUUUGAAGUCUUAAAACUGAAGAGGAUGGUGACAUCCCCGAUUGGAGCGGUUUCAUCCAGAGCGAUUGCGGCGUGGUUUGAACUGACGAGCAAGGCGCAAAGAAUUUUACUGUACUUAUAACUUAAGUUGUUGAAUGAAUAGAGGCUAGUUAGUUCAGUUACGAUUUUAUACAGGUGCUUGCUAGUCAUUGAGUGGAAGUCGGUGAUACUGUGUUUUGUACAUAUGACAGCGUGUGCAUGAUAUAGUUUUAGAAAUUUAAUCUAUUUUUAUCGAGUGCAGAAUAUUAAUGUAUGUUAUUUCAGGCAAUGUCGUUUCAGUGGAAGUUGAA